Messenger RNA from Puma concolor (puma), 3354 nucleotides. RefSeq names its product ADAM metallopeptidase with thrombospondin type 1 motif 6 (gene ADAMTS6). NCBI's taxonomy places the organism in Eukaryota, Metazoa, Chordata, Mammalia, Carnivora, Felidae. Gene Ontology annotation, cellular component: extracellular matrix. The record is from RefSeq and is a predicted model, not a curated record. Gene Ontology annotation, molecular function: metalloendopeptidase activity. Gene Ontology annotation, biological process: extracellular matrix organization; proteolysis.
AUGGAAAUUUUGUGGAAGACGUUGACCUGGAUUUUGAGCCUCAUCAUGGCUUCAUCGGAAUGUCAUAGUGACCACAGACUUUCAUACAGUUCUCAAGAGGAAUUCCUGACUUAUCUAGAACACUACCAGCUAACUAUUCCAAUAAGGGUUGAUCAAAAUGGAGCUUUUCUCAGCUUUACUGUGAAAAAUGAUAAACACUCCAGGAGAAGACGGAGUAUGGACCCUAUCGAUCCACAGCAGGCAGUAUCUAAGUUAUUUUUUAAACUUUCAGCCUAUGGCAAGCACUUUCACCUAAACUUGACUCUCAACACAGAUUUUGUGUCCAAACAUUUUACAGUAGAAUACUGGGGAAAAGAUGGACCCCAGUGGAAACAUGAUUUUUUAGACAACUGUCAUUACACAGGAUACUUGCAAGAUCAACGUAGUACAACUAAAGUGGCUUUAAGCAACUGUAUUGGGUUGCAUGGUGUAAUUGCCACAGAAGAUGAAGAAUAUUUUAUUGAACCAUUAAAGAAUACCACAGAGGAUUCCAAACAUUUUAGUUAUGAAAAUGGCCAUCCUCAUGUUAUUUACAAAAAGUCUACCCUCCAGCAACGACAUCUGUAUGAUCACUCUCAUUGUGGGGUUUCAGACCUCAUAAGAAGUGGCAAACCCUGGUGGCUGAAUGACACAUCUACUUUUCCUUCUUCACUACCAAUUAAUGGCACGCAUAUCCGCCACAGACAGAAGAGAUCAGUAAGCAUUGAGCGGUUUGUGGAGACAUUGGUAGUGGCAGACAAAAUGAUGGUGGGCUACCAUGGCCGCAAAGACAUUGAACAUUACAUUUUGAGUGUGAUGAAUAUUGUUGCCAAACUUUACCGUGAUUCCAGCCUAGGAAACGUUGUGAAUAUUAUAGUGGCCCGGUUAAUUGUUCUUACAGAAGAUCAGCCAAACUUGGAGAUAAACCACCAUGCAGACAAGUCCCUCGAUAGCUUCUGUAAAUGGCAGAAAUCCAUUCUCUCCCACCAAAGUGAUGGAAACACCAUUCCAGAAAAUGGGAUUGCCCACCACGAUAAUGCUGUUCUUAUUACUAGAUAUGAUAUCUGCACUUAUAAAAAUAAGCCCUGUGGAACAUUGGGCUUGGCCUCUGUGGCUGGAAUGUGUGAGCCUGAAAGGAGCUGCAGCAUUAAUGAAGACAUUGGCCUGGGUUCAGCUUUUACCAUUGCACAUGAGAUUGGUCACAAUUUUGGUAUGAACCAUGAUGGAAUUGGAAAUUCUUGUGGGACGAAAGGUCAUGAAGCAGCAAAACUUAUGGCAGCUCACAUUACUGCGAAUACCAAUCCUUUUUCCUGGUCUGCCUGCAGUCGAGACUAUAUCACCAGCUUUCUAGAUUCAGGCCGUGGUACUUGCCUUGAUAAUGAGCCUCCCAAGCGUGACUUUCUUUAUCCAGCUGUGGCCCCAGGUCAGGUGUAUGAUGCUGAUGAGCAAUGCCGUUUCCAAUAUGGAGCAACAUCACGCCAAUGUAAAUAUGGGGAAGUGUGUAGAGAGCUGUGGUGUCUCAGCAAAAGCAACCGCUGUGUCACCAACAGUAUUCCUGCAGCUGAAGGAACACUCUGUCAAACUGGGAAUAUUGAAAAGGGGUGGUGUUAUCAGGGAGAUUGUGUUCCUUUUGGCACUUGGCCCCAGAGCAUAGAUGGGGGCUGGGGUCCCUGGUCACUAUGGGGAGAGUGCAGCAGAACCUGCGGGGGAGGCGUCUCCUCAUCCCUAAGACACUGUGACAGUCCAGCACCUUCAGGAGGUGGAAAAUAUUGCCUUGGGGAAAGGAAACGGUAUCGCUCCUGUAACACAGAUCCAUGUCCUUUGGGGGCCCGAGAUUUUCGAGAGAAACAGUGUGCAGACUUUGACAAUAUGCCUUUCCGUGGAAAGUAUUAUAACUGGAAACCCUAUACUGGAGGUGGGGUAAAACCUUGCGCAUUAAACUGCCUGGCUGAAGGUUACAACUUCUACACUGAACGUGCCCCUGCGGUGAUUGAUGGGACUCAGUGCAAUGCGGACUCACUGGAUAUCUGUAUCAAUGGGGAAUGCAAGCAUGUAGGUUGUGAUAAUAUUUUGGGAUCCGAUGCUAGGGAAGAUAGAUGUCGAGUCUGUGGAGGGGAUGGAAGCACAUGUGAUGCCAUUGAAGGGUUCUUCAAUGAUUCGUUGCCCAGAGGAGGCUAUAUGGAGGUAGUGCAGAUACCAAGAGGCUCUGUUCAUAUUGAAGUCAGAGAAGUUGCCAUGUCAAAGAACUAUAUUGCUUUGAAAUCUGAAGGAGAUGAUUACUAUAUUAAUGGCGCCUGGACUAUUGACUGGCCUAGGAAGUUUGAUGUUGCUGGGACAGCUUUUCACUACAAGAGACCAACUGAUGAACCAGAAUCCUUGGAAGCUCUAGGUCCCACCUCGGAAAAUCUCAUUGUCAUGGUUCUGCUUCAGGAACAAAAUUUGGGAAUUAGGUAUAAGUUCAAUGUUCCCAUCACUCGGACUGGCAGUGGAGACAAUGAAGUUGGCUUUACAUGGAAUCAUCAGCCUUGGUCAGAAUGCUCAGCUACUUGUGCUGGAGGUGUCCAAAGACAGGAGGCAGUCUGUAAAAGAUUGGACGACAACUCUAUUGUCCAGAACAAUUACUGUGACCCUGACAGUAAGCCACCUGAAAAUCAAAGAGCCUGCAACACUGAGCCCUGCCCACCUGAGUGGUUCAUUGGGGAUUGGUUGGAGUGUAGCAAGACUUGUGACGGUGGAAUGCGCACAAGGGCAGUGCUCUGCAUCAGGAAGAUUGGACCUUCAGAGGAGGAGACACUGGACUACACCGGCUGUUUAACACACCGGCCUAUUGAAAUAGAGUCCUGCAACAACCAGUCAUGUCCACCUCAGUGGGUGGCUUUGGACUGGUCAGAAUGCACUCCCAAAUGUGGUCCGGGAUUCAAGCAUCGGAUUGUUCUGUGCAAGAGCAGUGACCUCUCUAAAACAUUCCCAGCUGCACAGUGUCCAGAAGAGAACAAACCCCCUGUCCGUAUCCGCUGCAGUUUGGGCCGCUGCCCUCCUCCUCGCUGGGUGACUGGAGACUGGGGCCAGUGUUCUGCUCAGUGUGGCCUUGGACAGCAGAUGAGGACUGUGCAGUGUCUUUCCUACACUGGACAGGCGUCUAGUGACUGUCCAGAAACUGUUCGGCCUCCAUCGAUGCAGCAGUGUGAAAGCAAAUGUGACAGUACCCCCAUUUCCAAUACUGAAGAGUGCAAAGAUGUGAACAAAGUGGCGUAUUGCCCGCUGGUGCUCAAGUUCAAGUUCUGUAGUCGAGCAUACUUCAGACAGAUGUGUUGUAAGACCUGCCAAGGACACUGA